Dinoponera quadriceps is the source of this 2572-nucleotide messenger RNA. RefSeq names its product proton-coupled amino acid transporter 4 (gene path). Lineage: Eukaryota; Metazoa; Arthropoda; Insecta; Hymenoptera; Formicidae. The record is from RefSeq and is a predicted model, not a curated record. The transcript has 10 exons. Gene Ontology annotation, biological process: amino acid transmembrane transport. Gene Ontology annotation, cellular component: vacuolar membrane. Gene Ontology annotation, molecular function: amino acid transmembrane transporter activity. Bases 1110 to 2537 code for a protein of 475 amino acids.
AAUUAAUACUCUAGACGGCUAUUAAGUCCAGCAGAACCGUCCAGUUAACCAAGAUGUCCAUCUACCGAACUCAAAGACGUAAUGAGGACUUAUCGGUUCCACUCUCGCGAGCGUUCACGGAGCUUCGUCUAUGCAAACACGGAAUUCUUUCCUGCUUCCAUCGACCACCUACAUAACACACAUACACCCACACACAUAUAUAUAUAUAUAUAUAUGCACCUGGAUCGAUCACGCUGCAAGAUACGGGAAUUGCAUGUCCGCACGUUUGUGCAGUGCGCGUGUCGCGCACGCGAUAAUGAAUAACGGAAAGCGCGCGCAGUCGGUGGUGAUAUCAGCCCGCCUAAUUUCAUCAUGCCGUCGCGCCUUACCCACGUGCUGCUGUUAGCCAGACUUUAUUGUUAGACGCGCGGCCGCCAUUUCUGGCUCGUCACCGACGUGUCACACGAUACGUAUUUAAGUGAGGAUAUGCAAUGCGCGAAAAGCUCAUUACCAAGUUCAUAUAUUCCGAGUAUUUCGCGACUCGUUCGAUUCCAGGCUGCCGUUAGGCGAGAGAUAACAGCGCGUCGCCGUGCCUUUCGCGGAGGGGGGAGACGGUGUUUCGAGAAAACCGCAAAAUUAGCACGAUUCGUUAAACCGCGAAUACUCGGGGUGAGUACGCGCGAAAUCCCGAGAUUGUCGUAGGUCUUCGGGCAUCGUAACUUCGUCGUCGAGUUGAUUUUUCGCGCUUCCGAAGUUCGGAGAGCAUUUCGAAGAGCGAGAGGCGGGAAUCGGCCGAGCGACGACCUCCGCUAUAAAGCCGCGCGGAAGAGACCGCGGCGGCGGUGGCAGCGGUGGCGACGGCGUGGCGGAAAGCCACGAAGUUCUCGUUGAAACUCGAGGCGCUAGUCAACGGCGGUCUCUCGUGCGGUACGUACGCUUACGUGGACACGAGGGAACGGCGUGCUCCGACGCUGCUCGCCGAGAGACCUGAACUCAGGAAUGAGAUAUCACCGGCCACUGGAUUCGGUUUUUUGCGGCGUUCGAACUACCUAGAGCUGCUGUAUUGCGAUUACCCAGUAUUACACCCGACAUAGUAAUCGUGCAAAUAAGAUAUCAACGAACAAGGCAAUAUGGCAAUUACCGACGAAAGCAACAAAGCGCCGACGGAGUUGGACACCUUCCUCCCUCUGGACGGAUCCAAUCUCAAGGACGGCGUCUUAUCGGCCAAAUACAAAGUGCAAGUCGCGCCACGCGAUGUCGAAGCCGGACAAGUCGACGGGAACGGCUUCGAUCCCUUUGCGGAGCGCAAAGUGGACAAUCCGACGACGGAUUGCGAUACGUUGACGCAUUUACUGAAGGCUUCCCUCGGCACUGGCAUAUUGGCCAUGCCCAUCGCGUUCAAGAAUGCCGGACUACUCGUGGGUAUCUUCGCCACGAUACUCGUCGCGUUCAUAUGUACACACUGUGCCUACAUACUGGUCAAAUGCGCGCACAUGCUUUACCACAAGACCCGAACGACGGAGAUGAGCUUUGCGGACGUCGCUGAGACGGCCUUCAGCACCGGACCUCAGUGGGCGAAGAAGUUCGCGAAACCCUCCAGAUACCUCAUUCAAAUCAGCCUGUUUGCAACUUACUUCGGCACCUGCAGCGUAUAUACGGUGAUCGUUGCGGCGAACUUCAAGCAGAUCAUCGAGCAUUAUCAGGGUCUCGAUGGUGGCGAAUACAGCAUCCGGCUGAUCACCGUUUAUUUACUGAUACCGUUGAUCCUGCUCAGCUGGAUACCCGACUUGAAGUACCUCGCGCCAGUCUCGAUGGUGGCGAAUAUUUUUAUGGGCACGGGACUCGGCAUAACGUUUUACUAUUUGGUCUGGGAUUUGCCACCGUUGAACUCAGUGCCUCUAGUAGCGUCCGUCGAAAAUUUCCCGCAGUUCUUCAGCAUCACCGUCUUCGCCAUGGAGGCGAUCGGCGUGGUGAUGCCGUUGGAGAACAGCAUGAAGACGCCACAGCACUUCGUGGGGAUCUGCGGGGUCCUCAACAAGGGUAUGUCCGCAGUUACGUUAGUGUACAUUUUCCUGGGAUUCCUCGGCUACGCGAAGUACCAGGACCAGACGAUGGGCAGUAUCACUUUGAAUCUACCGACGGAAGAGAUUCCGGCGCAGGUUGUAAAAAUAUUGAUCGCGUUAGCUGUGUUCUGCACAUUCGGCCUGCAAUUUUACGUGUGCCUUGACAUCGGCUGGAAUACGAUAAAGAGUCGCUUCGUUAAGAGGCCGCGAUUAUCUAAUUACAUUAUGAGGACUGUGCUUGUGAUCGGUGCAGUUCUCCUUGCUGUGGCGGUGCCGACGAUAGAACCGUUUAUCGGCUUGAUCGGAGCAUUUUGCUUUUCCAUCUUAGGCCUCUUGAUCCCGGUCUUCAUCGAGACCGUGACUUAUUGGGACGUAGGCUUCGGGCCGGGCAACUGGGUGGCCUUGAAAAAUGUAAUCAUAACCGUGAUGGGCCUGAUAGCACUGAUAUUUGGAUCGCGCAGUGCCAUAAUAGAUAUAGUAUCAUUGUACACUUGAUAGAGAAAAAGUACCUCUUGUUGAGGAAAUCUUGA